UGAAUUAAGUGGCACGGCAGUCCAUGGCGUACGCUGGCGAGUGGGCAAAUCCAGAAAUCCGUUUUGCCUGAACAUUUGGAUGACACAAACCGACGUAAUAAGAAGACUCCAACAGACUAGUAUGAAUGCCGAUUUGCCUCUUGUUUGUUCGGCUACCUGGAGAUAGCCGUAACAUGAAGACGCAAGCAGAAUGACUUUUAAUCGUGGGUUCGGUACAGCACGGCCAGUGAAAAUGAGCGGGGUAAACAGAUACGUGAUUAUUUAUUUAGUGUCAGCCGUCAGUAUCGGCACCGCAGGGGCUAUGAACGCCGCAGCGAUGGAUAAAAACAGUACUGAGAAUGGAAGCGGAGCAGAUGGUGGUAUGGUCCCUCUGGUGCUCACCAAAGUAAGCCAGAUCAUAGCCCGCGAGGGAAACUGCGCCUUGAUUGACUGCAACGUCACGGGUGACCCUUUUCCGAACGUACAGUGGUUCAAUUCCCACGGACACCUGUUAGAUACCGAAAGGAGUGAUGGGAAAUGGAUCCUGGACAACGGCGUCCUCAACAUCACCAGUAUCACCUUCGCGGACCGCGGCAAGUACACCUGCGUGGCGUCCAACGUCCACGGCUCGGCCAAUGGCACGGUGACGCUGCGCGUGGUCUUCACCAGCGACGACAUGGGCGUCUAUUACAUGGUGGUGUGCCUGGUGACCUUCACCAUCAUCAUGGUGCUCAACGUGACCCGCCUGUGUAUGAUGAGCAGCCACCUGAAGAAGACAGAGAAGGCCAUCAACGAGUUCUUCCGCACCGAGGGCGCCGAAAAACUCCAGAAGGCUUUCGAGAUCGCAAAGCGCAUCCCCAUCAUUACCUCAGCCAAGACCUUGGAGCUGGCCAAGGUCACGCAGUUCAAGACCAUGGAGUUUGCGCGUUACAUCGAGGAGCUGGCGCGUAGCAUCCCGCUGCCGCCCCUGAUCAUGAACUGCCGGAACUUCAUGGAGGAAAUCCUGGAGGUGGUGGGCGUCGAGGAGAUGAGGCACACCUUCGUGCGGCACGCCCCCGAGGGCCACGGCUCCGGCGAGGGCGGGGCGGGGUGCGUGUCCGCCGCCGGAGACGUCUUCACCAUCCUGCGGGGGAGGGAGCGAGCGCGGAGCGAGUCGCCCGCCGCCGACUCGGACGACGCUUCGUUGCACGAGCAGCCCCAACACAUGGCUAUCCAGGUUUCGGUUCAUCCGCAGCUGGCCGCUACUGCAGGGUGCAGCAACGUGGAGGCUCCGCCCCUGCCGGAGGUGCCCUCAUCCAUUCCUUUGCUGGCGGCUCCGCCUCCGGAGCCAGAGGCAGAAGGGUCGGAGGCGGAGCCAAAGGCGGAGUCUGAGGGCGGAGCCGCGGAGCAGACGCCGCAGGUCAUCUAUGAAAGCCACGUGUAACAUCCUCACAUCUCUGGGUGAUUAUCUUGCUAUGCAUUUACAAAAACAGAAAAAAAGGUCAAGACAUCUUUCUUUUCCCCCUUUUCUUUUCUUUCUCUUUUGUUUUUUGCUCUGAACUUAGAAAAAGUAGAAAAGAACCUUUAACCUGGGGUUAUUUACUGGUCUAUCAACUCAAGAGACAAAUAAGUAUUACAGUUUUUUUUUUUUCCUCGUGUUCAUUGCAUAUUCAUGUUGAAUGUAAAAGAGGGGCAGUGGUGACAUCAUUUCCUGGUGAGUUAAACUACACCAUGCAGCCAACUGAAGAUGUAAGAUCUAUGGAUUAGUCCCUGUUAUUUAUGAGACAGACAGAAAGUAGGAUGACUGUUAGAAAAAUGGAAUCGGAUUGUAAACUCCAUAACCUAUUGCUAAAGCAAUCGACUCUACUGAUAAUUACAGUG
Messenger RNA from Chanos chanos (milkfish), 1839 nucleotides. It is a transcript of the gene mfap3l, whose product is annotated as microfibril associated protein 3 like. Bases 191 to 1402 code for a protein of 403 amino acids. NCBI's taxonomy places the organism in Eukaryota, Metazoa, Chordata, Actinopteri, Gonorynchiformes, Chanidae. The record is from RefSeq and is a predicted model, not a curated record. The transcript has 3 exons.